Messenger RNA from Drosophila eugracilis, 689 nucleotides. RefSeq lists its product as uncharacterized. The transcript has a single exon. Lineage: Eukaryota; Metazoa; Arthropoda; Insecta; Diptera; Drosophilidae. Bases 54 to 380 code for a protein of 108 amino acids. The record is from RefSeq and is a predicted model, not a curated record.
CACUCGCAGUCCGAAUUCGCAAUCAGUUUGCAAGUGGUAACCGAUCCAUUCAGAUGGCAGCCGCAGUAAUCCAAAAUUUUGGCCAAGAGGAGCUAUACGUUAGCCGGGCAACAAUUCAGUUGCAGUUGCCGCAGGGUGGAGCCAAUUCGACCAUCUUCGAGUGGCGCACACAGGUGGUAACGCCCACGCCAAUACCCGCCCACGAAGAGGAGUGCAUUAGUGACCGCCAGACCACAAAGACUGCCACGCCCAAGAGCAAUUACUACACGCCUCCACGGAUCUUGGGAACGGAGGCGAAACCUAAGAACCUGCAGCAAACCAUAGGCAACUUCUUCGAGGCGGAGCGUUACUCCAGUGCCUGGAAUCGCGUGACGAAGUAGGCGCCACCACAAAAUCUCCCCCAAAAAAGAAAAGAAAAACCCCGUAACCAACCGAAAGGGAAGGCCUAAUCGAUUAACCCAUUAAGUGCCAAAAGCUGCAGGAUAGUGAAAUUCCAUUCCGUUGCCAAAAAUUCCAAUUCAUGCCCCAAAAUUGCUUACUUCGUAGGGAGUGAUGGGCGGAGGAUAGAAGUACUAACCUAGGGCAGACCCAACUAUGUAUAUAUAUAUAAUAUAAGCAUCCCAUGAAUAUUUAUGUGCCACCCUCUUGUAACCCUGAUAAUGCAAUAAAAGUAUUAUUUGAUAGAUAAA